Messenger RNA from Prosopis cineraria, 1056 nucleotides. RefSeq lists its product as uncharacterized. The coding region runs from base 157 to 711 and encodes 184 amino acids. The record is from RefSeq and is a predicted model, not a curated record. The transcript is spliced from 2 exons. NCBI's taxonomy places the organism in Eukaryota, Viridiplantae, Streptophyta, Magnoliopsida, Fabales, Fabaceae.
UUUUUCCAUUCGAGUCUCUUUGUUUUUAGAAUGUCAUAUUCUUAAUAUUCUUAUUAAGCUUUCUUCUCAUCCUUGACAGCUCUUUUGCUUCUCAUUUCUUUUUCUGCUUCUUUCCAUAGUAUUGACUUGAUAUCUUCAUAGAUAUCUUUGUAGUCAAUGAUGAAAUCGCCUGCACACUCAAAAUCUGUGGCAAGUUAUUAUGACGCAUAUGGAUUUGAUCUGCAGGAGGACUUUUCUCAGUUCUUGGAGGAAGCAAGAAAAUAUGAGAUGACAGAAGCAAAGGCGAAGAGCUUAGCAUCGGUGCACCCAGAAGGAGGAAGAGGAGGGAAGAGAGAAGAAUCAUCAGAUAAAGAGAAACAGAAAAGUGGGAAGAAGAAGAAAUCAUGGAAAAGUUCUGUGGUUUCAUGGUGGAAAACUGAGAAGAAAAGCAAGCCCACCACCACCAACAUUAAUUCUGAAGAGCAAAAGGGUUCUUGUGGGAAAAAGCAAAGUCACGUCUCUGGUCCAAUAUAUAACUCUGGAAGAGCUCCUAAUGCAAAGAAGCAAUGGCGUCCCCAUACUGGUCCUCUCAUCACAAGUCUCUUCUCUAAAUCCUCAAAGAAAGAGAACCACAAUGAUAUUCCCUAUGUGUGUCUCCACCACCACCAGCAACAAAAUAGCCCUCAAGAUGUUCACAUUCAGAACUAUGGUCCCCCCUAUGUCGUCUCUUGAAUCUGCAUGUCUGAAUUAGAAAUUCUUAAGUAAGGUAUGCUGGAGUACAUUCAAGACCCACAUGUUGGGAGUGCGGAAACUAAACCCUGAAACAUUGCUUGAAUGAAGAGCAUGUCCAAGUUUUGGGCUUCUCUGUCAGAAAUGCAUAUUCUUAUGACAAUAUUUUCAUUUUCCACUGCAAAAUGAGUGUGAAUGUAUUGGCUGUUGAGGGAAACUCUGCUGGAAAGUGUAUCAGAGUCUUGUGUGAACUGAGAUUUAUGUUUGAUACGUUCAUAUUCAACAUGCCAUGACUUUUUAAAAUUACUAUACUUGAGCCUUGUGCCAUUUGAAGUUAUUGACAUCAUA